Lactuca virosa is the source of this 966-nucleotide messenger RNA. The record is from the annotation of a GenBank genome assembly. NCBI's taxonomy places the organism in Eukaryota, Viridiplantae, Streptophyta, Magnoliopsida, Asterales, Asteraceae.
AUGAAAAAUGUCGGGGAAUGGGUGGAGGUUCGCCGGAGAAAACCUCAGUCUACCACAAAUAUCACUACGUUCUAUGUGUCCAACAUUCAACAAGAUACCACAGUGAACAUGCUUAGUGAGGCGUUUCGGAAAUACGACAAGAUUGUUGAUAUUUACAUCCCGGGGAGAAAAGAUAGAGCGGGCUCCUACUUUACGUUCGUAAAAUACAGUGGGAUCAAGGAAUCUCAGGCGAUGUUGAAUUCGAUGAACCAGGUUAGAUGCAGACAAUGUAUCCUAAAGGUGAAUGUUGCUAAAUACGAGAAGAGAUACAAUCAGUACAAACAGGCCUACAGACCUCAUCGUGGUCAUCACGUACAAUCAUCAACAAUCCCAGGGGUUUGGUCAAAGAUAUCGGAAGGUAAAUCGUUUGCAGAGGCUGUCACUGGCAGGAAGGAGGGAAAAUUGGUUCCUUCGGUAUCUUUAAAUAGGAUUUUGGCUAUGAAACCCGAAGCGGUACUUACAGGGGAAGUUAUUAGCUUUCAUCUACUCAACAAUCUCCCGGAGUUGCUAAAAAAAGAUGGAAUCUCACCAAGGGAGGUAUUUUAUGUCGGUGGCUUAAAGAUUAUAUUAAGGUUUUCAUUGCACGAAGAUGCGUCCGGUUAUCUUAUGAAUGAGCAAGCAUGGAGUAAAUGGUUCAAGUGGCUCAACGCCGGCUUUGCUGAGGACGUGCCAUUUGAAAGAAUGGCAUGGAUAAAAAUUGUUGGUCUUCCCAUUCAACUGAGAUCUGAAGAGAAUGUGAACUUGAUUGCAGGAAAAAUUGGCAAGGUCAUUGAGGUCGAUAAUUGUCAAAAUUGGCAUGGUAUCAAUUUAUCAUCCCCUCAUGCAAGAAUAUUAACCGGAUCAAAAACCUUAAUCAACUUAGAAAUCAAUUGUAAUUUUCUCGGUACGAUCUUCACGGUGGGUGUGAUUGAAACUAAAUACAUUUAG